AUGGUAGCCUGUCCUAUAUGUUCCAAAAAUGUUGCACUAAGCGAAAUCAACGAUCACUUGGACGUUUGCUCAGACAUACCCCCAGUCCAAGAGGCCUUCAAGCUGACGGCAAAAACCGAGCUGUCACAGGAGUUGUUCGUUUCCGUAUCCGGGUCCAGCCAAGAGGCAGAUAUUUCGGGGGUGAUUGACGUGGAUGCUGAAUCCGAAUGUGCCUUUGAUGAGAUUAAGAUCGAGUCAGCCUUUGCCAAGCCUGGAUUGAACCCCAUGUUGGGUCUCAGGCCCCAGUCGGGGAAACUGGGAGCCGCCACUAAGCAAAGAUCGCAUAUUCUGGCUUCCGGUGUUAAAAUCAAACGUGCGCCAACCUAUACCUAUACCCCACAGCCCAAAAAGCUGAAAACAGAGGAAGAAACUGAAGAAACGGUGAUGGUGCUGCCUAUCCUUACCGAGACAUCCGAACCACUGCCAGAUAUAGAUGAUAAAGUCAGACUUCUUAAACAAAAGGCACAUUUACCAUUAGCUGAGAGGUUGAGGCCUACUAAAUUGUCAGAUUAUGUGGGUCAGCAGCACUUAAUCGGGGUAGAGGGUGUGUUACAGAGUUUUAUCGUGACCAACAGAUUGCCGUCGUUGAUUCUCUGGGGCCCUCCCGGUUCGGGAAAAACCACCUUGGCCAGGAUUAUCUGCCGAACCAUCAACUCUCGCUGCUUGGAGGUCAGUGCCACCAACACAUCCACCGGGGAGAUGAGGAAGAUGUUCGAAGAUGCUGUGAACGAGUGGAAGUUGACCAAGCGGAGAACCGUUAUCUUCAUUGACGAGAUUCACCGCUUCAACAAGGCUCAACAAGAUGUGUUGUUACCAGUUGUGGAACGUGGAUCCAUCACGCUAAUCGGCGCCACCACAGAAAACCCGUCUUUCCAGAUCAACAACGCGCUCUUGUCCCGAUGCCGGGUGUUUGUGUUGAAGAAGUUGAGCCGCGAAGAAGUCAGCAAGGUCAUUAACCGGGGCCUUAUUUUGAUCAAUCAGACCAGAAAGCUUGUGUUCGGAAAUAACCAUUUGUUGCGGUUGGCAAAGGAGAGCAUUGACUACUUGGCAGAUUUGAGUGACGGCGACUCCCGCACGGCCCUCAACUUGUUAGAUAUCAUCGACGCCCAAUACAUGCACGCCUCAUCUGGACAACAGGACACUGGGAGCGAGAGAGUUAUAGACGACCUAAUCGACCCAGAUCACCUCCAGACAAUAUUGAAGAAAACACACAUGAACUACGACAGGGUAGGGGACGCCCACUACGACACCAUCUCCGCGUUCCACAAGUCCGUAAGGGGAGGGGAUCCUGAUGCAACGUUGUUCUACCUCGCCAAAAUGCUUAGAGGCGGGGAGGACCCGAUUUACAUCGCCAGAAGAAUGAUCCGCAUUGCCAGUGAGGAUGUGGGGGUGGCAGACGAAUCGUGUCUACCGUUUGCAGUCGCCGCCUAUCAAUCCGUACAGAUGGUGGGUUUACCAGAGGCCAACGUGUGCCUUGCACAUUGCGCUGUGAAACUUGCGCGUGCCGAAAAGUCUGUGGAAUUGUAUCGCGCUUGGAAGUUGUUGAAUCUGCAAUUGGACUCUGAUCUUAAAAUUCAAAAUGCCGUCAUCCCAGUUCACUUGAGAAACGCCCCUACAAAAUUGAUGAAGGAUCUCGAAUAUGGCAAGGAGUACAAAUAUCCUCCAAAUUUUAAAGAUGGCCGGGUUAAGCAAGACUACUUGCCGGACGAAGCGAAGGGCUACGUUUGGUUGAAUGGGAAGCAUCUCGGGGACGAAGUCGAUCCUGAUCUAUAG
Messenger RNA from Babjeviella inositovora NRRL Y-12698, 1812 nucleotides. RefSeq names its product ssDNA-dependent ATPase. The coding region runs from base 1 to 1812 and encodes 603 amino acids. The record is from RefSeq and is a predicted model, not a curated record. NCBI's taxonomy places the organism in Eukaryota, Fungi, Ascomycota, Pichiomycetes, Serinales. Gene Ontology annotation, molecular function: single-stranded DNA helicase activity; ATP hydrolysis activity; ATP binding. The transcript has a single exon. Gene Ontology annotation, cellular component: nucleus. Gene Ontology annotation, biological process: DNA repair; DNA-templated DNA replication; regulation of DNA repair.